Molecule: messenger RNA, 1152 nt
Organism: Sesamum indicum (sesame)
Lineage: Eukaryota; Viridiplantae; Streptophyta; Magnoliopsida; Lamiales; Pedaliaceae
Product: nudix hydrolase 8
Molecular function (GO): ADP-ribose diphosphatase activity; NAD binding; NADH pyrophosphatase activity
Source: RefSeq, a predicted model, not a curated record
UCGAACAUCAGACGAUGGCAACAUCAGAAAUGGUAAUGCGCCAACUUCCAGUUUCCUUUCGUCAGAGUUCUUGGAAUACUGGCACCGCAGCUGCUAGAUUUUGCACAAGUAAUUUGUCCUUGCAGCAGCCUUUCACCAAAAUGCCUAGCUUCAACGGCACGUCUCAUCCAGCACGAUUCUUGGGCGACCGUAGGAAAGGAGUUCAAGUCUGGUCCCAAGACAUGGUAACGCCGAGUAUGGCGCCAGUGGAGUUGCUGAAGGCGUGGAACGAUGAGUACAAUGGCGUCAUUAUUGAACCAACAAGCUUACCCUCUACUGCCAACGCUUUUGCAUCGGCCCUCCGAGCUUCUUUAUCCUCCUGGAGAUCACAGGGGAAGAAGGGGAUAUGGCUGAAGCUACUUGAAGAGCAAGCAGAGCUUGUUCCUAUAGCCAUUCAGGAGGGUUUUGCUUACCACCACGCUGAACCUGGAUAUCUUAUGCUCACUUACUGGAUCCCUGGUGACCCGUGUUUACUGCCCUCCGGCCCUUUUCAUCAGAUAGGCGUUGCUGGAUUUGUUAUCAAUGACAACAAAGAGAUACUUGUGGUAAAAGAAAAUUGCUCUUGUAGUUGCUACGGUGUGUGGAAAUUGCCAACUGGUUAUAUCGAGAGGUCUGAAGAAUUGUUCUCGGGAGCUGUAAGAGAAGUCAAGGAAGAAACUGGUAUCGACACAACAUUCGUCGAGCUAGUAGCUUUCAGGCAUGUCCACCAAGUGGCAUUUGAGAAAUCGGACCUGCUUUUCGUGUGCAUGCUUAAGCCAUUAUCCUUCGAGAUCAAGAUUGAUGUAAAGGAAAUUCAGGAUGCAAAGUGGAUAACUGUGGAUGAACUCAAAAGCCAAGAGUUCUAUGAAGAAGAUCAGAUGUGGAAAAGCGUCGUUGCGAUUUGUAUGGCAGCGUAUGAAAAUACAUACGACGGAUUCAUCGCAAAUCAAGUGGUGUCCAAGUUUGAUGGGAAGCUAUCCCACUUGUAUUACAAGGAUAUGAACAGUAUUUAGGGAUUUUCAGCUAUUUAAUAUGUCCAAAUUAUGUUUGUAUAUGUGUAUGUAUAUUUUUACGGGCAAAAAAUAUAAUUUUAGUCCGCUAAUAAUAGGAUGGUGGCACUUUCAGUCCUAUCAA